This is a messenger RNA of Plasmopara halstedii, 808 nucleotides long. RefSeq lists its product as uncharacterized. The record is from RefSeq and is a predicted model, not a curated record. The coding region runs from base 344 to 541 and encodes 65 amino acids. Lineage: Eukaryota; Oomycota; Peronosporomycetes; Peronosporales; Peronosporaceae. The transcript has a single exon.
AUAAUUUACUUGAGGGAAGGCCUGAUAAUGCGGAACUGGAAUGUUUGUUCGACCGACGACCGUUUCAGAUGAUAGAAGUUUCACCCAAUCGCUAUGCGCAAGGUCGGAUGACGGUUUCACAAUUGAGAGUAAACGUCUGUUUAUGUGCAAAACGAUCGCUUAUGCGAAAAAACAGAGUUUUCACAUUCAUAGGUCUUCGACAAUAGAAUUCAGCAAAUAAUACUAAUUAUGCACUCACCCAUGAUUAGUUUUUCUAAAAUAUACCAGCUCUGAGCCAUAACUGGAUGAAUCCUAUCAGUAGUUUUGAUUAUAUUGUCUUGCGCUCAAGAAAUUUUACCCUGGAAUGGAAGUAUACAUUGAGACAAAUAUUCUUUACUUAUUAUCUAUUCGCUCGUUUGUCAAGAAGUAUGACAAGCGUAGUGCGAUAUGGAAAAGUCAGCGACCGAAUAGUAAGACGCGUGCAGAUCAGCAAGAAAAUGACAUGUCAAUGCCUGAUCAAUUACGGCAAGACCGUGCUGAGAAUCACUUUUUGCCUCCGUGAGAAUCGUAACCAACAUUGCGUAUGAUACGGUGACGAGUCAGAGCUUUGUAGUAGUUAGUACUGCGCGCGACAUGUGCGCGAUAUCAUUGAUUGUCACACAAAGCAAGCAGGAUGGAGUUGCUUGCUCGAACUUUCAAUCGGAACCCAAGUGCCGUCAACGUAAGUGGAAUCACUGACACUCGAUUCUCAUAAUUUGAGGCUGGACUUUUAGUAAAAAUAUAUACGAUUGGCUUAAAAUAACUUUUUUUCUGCGUAAUCUAAUUGGCU